Homarus americanus (American lobster) is the source of this 2449-nucleotide messenger RNA. It is a transcript of the gene Mgat4a, whose product is annotated as alpha-1,3-mannosyl-glycoprotein 4-beta-N-acetylglucosaminyltransferase B-like. The record is from RefSeq and is a predicted model, not a curated record. Gene Ontology annotation, cellular component: Golgi stack; endoplasmic reticulum-Golgi intermediate compartment; endoplasmic reticulum. Gene Ontology annotation, biological process: protein N-linked glycosylation. Gene Ontology annotation, molecular function: acetylglucosaminyltransferase activity. NCBI's taxonomy places the organism in Eukaryota, Metazoa, Arthropoda, Malacostraca, Decapoda, Nephropidae.
GUGCACACUGGCUCUCUCACACUGCUGAUUGGUCGCCUCUUUCAAGCUUAUUGGAUGGUUAUUUAUACCUAAUGGGGUUGUUAAGGGUUGGUGUCUGUGUGACUAGCAGUACAGUGUCUAGCAGUACAGUGUGUCUAGCAGUACAGUGCGUAGCAAUACAGUGUCUAGCAGUACAGUGUCUAGCAGUACAGUGUGUCUAGCAGUACAGUGUGUCUAGCAAUACAGUGUCUAGCAAUACAGUGUCUAGCAGUACAGUGUCUAGCAGUGUAUCAGUAUGCGUCGAGUUACUUGUUCAGUAUACCAGGACCACAGUGUGGGCAGAAUGUUACGGAGGCGUCUCGGAGUCGUGUUCACUGCCGUCCUGCUAACACCUGCGUUUGUUCUGUUCUUCGUAAGUAAUCCAGAUCUGGUGGGGAACAAGAGCUGGUACAGAGGAUGGCAGAGCUUCGUGAACGGCUCCGUCACGCUGAGAUGAUCAACCAAGAACGGCUACAGGAUGUUAUUCUACUGUCACAAGUUCAACGUUCUUAUCCAACCAGACAUCAACAACAAGUCAGCCUUCAGGACAUCAUUAUCGCAAGAGACAAGAGAACUACUGGUCAACCUCAGCCAGACCUCAGAUAUACCUCCCUCAAUCUACAGCUACCUGCCGCACCUCUUGCACACCCCCGCUGCCUACCCGGCCUUCAAGCUGUCCAAAGGAAGGCAUUCUGCCACCAUGGUUCUGGGUGUACCAACAGUCAAGAGACAGGUCCAAAGUUACCUCAUGACGACCCUAAGAAACCUCAUAGACUCCAUGACGCUCGAAGAAUGAGAGACAUUAUGCGUCUUCGAAGUGUGUUAUGUUGGCGAGUGGGACCUUGAAUAUGUCCGACAAGUGGCCGCCCAGAUAGAGAAGAAAUUCCUGGAACAUCUUGAGAGUGGAUUACUUGAAGUUAUAUCUCCACCCCAGACCUUCUACCCUAACAUGAAUAAACUGAGACAGACUCUUGGUGACCCCAUGGAACGCGUCAGAUGGAGAACGAAGCAGAAUCUGGACUUUAUGUUCCUGAUGAUGUACGCACAGCCUAAGGGGACAUUCUACGUGCAGCUAGAAGAUGACAUACAGACCAAGAAAGGUUAUAUAGCCACCAUGAAGAAGUUCGCUCUGCAGAAAACAUCGGAGAAGAAAAAUUGGUUUGUCCUCGACUUUUGCCAGCUGGGGUUUAUAGGUAAAAUGUUCAAAUGUGUAGAACUGCCGUACUUGGUUCAGUUCUUUAUAAUGUUCUAUAAUGAUAAACCCGUCGACUGGCUCCUUGACUAUCUGAUACAGACGAAGAGUUGUAGCUUGGACAAAGACACUAAACACUGCAAAAAGGCAAAGGAAAAUGUCUGGAUCCACUUCAAACCUUCCCUCUUUCAACACAUAGGGACGCACUCAUCUCUCAAGGGCAAAGUGCAGAAGUUAAAGGAUAAGCAGUUCGGCAAAAUACAAUUAUUCUUCCCGCACCAAAACCCGACGGCCAUCGUAGAGACGCAGAUCAAACCCUACAAGGCCUUCACGUUACUGCGGGCCUACAGGGGUGAAUCUUACUUCUGGGGUCUACUGCCUCAACAAGGAGAUAAACUUAAAUUUAACUUCGAGCCGCCUGUUGUCUUGAAAGGGUUCGUCUUUCGGAGCGGCAACGUGGAACACCCGUCAGACCGGCUGUACAACACAACAGUGGAAGUGUUGCCCAAUGAACCUCUAGAGAAGAUGCAGGAUUACAAAAAAGGCCUCUUGAGGACUACCCAGGAUGGCUAUAUUGUUGUGGGUGAUUUUGACGACAUGGGCCUGGCGGAAGGGACGAUAGACGAAGCACUGGGGGAGAUCAAGACCCUCAGACUUAAUGUGCACGUAGAGAGUGACAACUGGGCCAUACUGAGUGAGAUAUUUAUCGAAACUCCAGAAUCGAGGUGACCCGACGCUAUGCUGGCCUUCACACUAUGGUGCCACUGUGGGAGUAGAUCCUGCCCACAGUGACCCAUGGCCCACACUACUACCAUCUCUGUUGGCCUUCACACUGUGGGUCAGAGUAGAUCCUGCCCACAGUGACCCAUGGCCCACACUACCACCAUCAUCAUCAGCCUACUGUUAUAUUGUUAACUAUAUGUCUUAUGUAUAAUAACGUAAUGUGUUAUAUAAUACAAUGCAACACAACACAAGCUGCCUUACCUACAACAACACAACAACAGAACACAACACAACACAAGCUGCCUUACCUACAACACAACACAACAACAGAACACAACUCAACGCAAGCUGCCUUACCUACAACAACAGAACACAACUCAACGCAAGCUGCCUUACCUACAACAACAGAACACAACUCAACGCAAGCUGCCUUACCUACAACAACAGAACACAACUCAACACAAGCUGCCUUACCUACAACACAACACAACAACAGAACACAACUCAACGCGUAGU